AUGGUGUGGGAGAAGACCAAGGACGUAAUGCAGGAAUUUGUGCUCUACAUGGACACGGCGGAAAUAACAUCGUAUGCAGCGAACUGUGAUAACGCCGCAUGGGACCACCACAAAAAUCCUACAGCGGGUUCGAUCUAUUUUGGACAAACGGUGGGGGAUAAGAUUAUAUGCGUACUUAUGGCAGGGGCCUUAUUUUUCAUGAAUGGGUGGACUAUUACACAAAGCACUCGAUCGACGGAAGAUGAAAUCAGUGAACGCAUACGAGAGCACUUACGAUGUGCCAUAGUACAUAUGUUUAGCGCAGUAUUAGACGAAUCCGUGUGUCCAGGUAUGCGGGGAACAUUUUAUGCAUGGAAAACAAUGGAAAGAAUGGACACUGGGGACGGAGGUUUUCCGGAAGGUUUAAUAAAGAGGGGAAUAUGUGGUAGAGAACUAUCUUCGAAUUUGCAAAUAAGGCAACUUGACUUAAAUACAAAAGUCAAACAAUGGUUACGGCAAGAUAGCAGAUUAAAAGGCGUCAUACAGAAAAUAAAAGGAAAUGCAUUGUGCACGAAGCGGUGGCAGGACGCAUGGAACCUAGAGGACAUCCUGGGGAAUGGGAAUACACAGGAUACGCAAGCGUUGCAGAUUGCUCCGAUAGUCGAUGAAUUGAAGAAAGGAAUCAACGACCUACUUACGGAACUCGGAAAAAAGGUAGACCAGGACGUAAAAAACCGGCAACAGGCGAAGAACAGGAAGUUAGGUGAGACAGGCGAGGUUUGGGCAGAAGGAAACAAAUUAGAAAGACGGAGGCAGGAUAAGUACACAGAACACAACUACAGACAGUGUCGCAGUAACAGGGAAAAUGCAAAGGGGAACAACAUGCAGAUAUCGAACGAUGACAAAAACGCACAGCCCGCCACCACCAAGGCGGCACCACCACAGGCACCGCCAGGUGAAGUCGAUGUCAGUGGACACAAGAAUACGAAACAAGAGGACGCAGAAGCAGAACCAGCACCUGCAGCACCACCAAUAACAUCCACGCCGAGUGGACCAGCAGCGGCAUCCCCUGUCCCUCCUGCUCCACCAGCUGAAAAAUCUGACCAGACUGUCGCUACCGGUGGCACCGUCGAUGGGGGCAACGAUGACCCCCCUCCUCUCAAUCCACCCAAACCAAAACCGAACCCGAACCCAAAUCAAUCGGGUAGUAGUGGCAGUUUCAGUGAUGCUGAUUUGGCGGAUGGAGUUUCUGGUGGGGAAGUAACGGCAGGUGGUAGUGGUGGUGGAGGAGGUAGUAGUGGUGGAGGUGGUGGUAGUCAGUUAACCUCUGGCUCCAGUAAUCAGAAUGAUCAGGACACAGGGAAUACUACCCAGGGGGGCACUAAGCAGUUCGAACUUGACCUCGCUUCACCUGCACUCAACAUAGAAGGUGCCACAGGAGGAUUCGUACCACCGGUUCCAGCAGAUGGAGAAGUCAGUUCAUCCGGUGAGACUCCACGUGACUAUGCUGUCCCCGACCUGACCGGCAUGGUCCUUACCGCCACUACUCCCGUGCUGUUUUUUCUCGCUUCCGUUAUCGUCGCCCUUCUUGGUUAUUCCCUAUGGAAGUACUUUGCUUAUCUCGCCAAACGACGACGAACAUAUCGAACCGUUCGUGACGUGCCGUCACGGCCACUCGACGAAGAAAUAUUAGACCAUCUACAACGCGGCGAACUACCGCCACCCGCUUACUGGUACACCAUGGUUCGGGAUAGGCGGCCCGCGUCCACAUCCGCUAGAGGACGCCCCCCACGCGUGCAUAGGCGCACGAUUAUCGAGCUACAUCUAGAAGUGCUCAACGAAUGUGAAGCGGCGGAAUGGGAAAACGUCAAAGACGACUAUUGGAAGAUUGUCGUGCAGGAGUUUGCACAGGAGUUUGCGCAGGAUAUGAUACGGGACGACGACACGAAUAACAACAUCUUGGGUGUUUCCACCGCAGAACACGGUUCUGCAGGGACCAAUGUUUCCUCCACCGAGUCCGACGGCAUAGAUCGAUGUCCACCUAAUGAACACGACCCCGAUCCAUGCAAGUGUAUGGAAACUAUACACUUCGACACGGACCGUUGUCCACCGAAUGUACAUGACCGAUGGCAUUGUAUGGAAUCCAUACAGUUACCAACGGACCCUUUUCCACCUAAUGACUGCGAUCCAUGGAGUUGUAUGGAAACUAAACAGUUCGCAACGGACCCUUGUCCACCUAAUGAAGAUGACUCCGAUGCAUGGAAGUGUAUGGAAACCAUAUAA
Plasmodium fragile is the source of this 2262-nucleotide messenger RNA. RefSeq lists its product as uncharacterized. The coding region runs from base 1 to 2262 and encodes 753 amino acids. NCBI's taxonomy places the organism in Eukaryota, Apicomplexa, Aconoidasida, Haemosporida, Plasmodiidae. The record is from RefSeq and is a predicted model, not a curated record. The transcript is spliced from 4 exons.